Ixodes scapularis (black-legged tick) is the source of this 2985-nucleotide messenger RNA. Its product is annotated as carboxypeptidase D. The coding region runs from base 9 to 1493 and encodes 494 amino acids. The record is from RefSeq and is a predicted model, not a curated record. Gene Ontology annotation, biological process: proteolysis. NCBI's taxonomy places the organism in Eukaryota, Metazoa, Arthropoda, Arachnida, Ixodida, Ixodidae. Gene Ontology annotation, molecular function: zinc ion binding; metallocarboxypeptidase activity. Gene Ontology annotation, cellular component: cell surface. The transcript has 9 exons.
CUGUCAGCAUGCGGCCUUCCAACUGGUGCGCGUCGGCGCUGGUGCUCACGUGCGUCCUUCUGUACCUAAGCGCCGUGAAGCACGUGCGCGGGCAAAGCACGGGAGGCAAGAAGCGGGAGGAGUACUCCUACUACAACCACGAGGAGAUGACGGCCUUUCUGCGCAAAGUGAGCACCAACUACCCGGACUUCACCAGGCUCUACAGCGUCGGAAAGUCCGUUCAAAACCGGGACCUCUGGGUUCUCCUCAUCACCAAAGAGCCGCACGAAGAGACGCUGCUUAAACCCAACGUCAAAUACGUGGCCAACAUGCACGGCAAUGAGGCCGUGGGCCGGCAGCUGAUGGUGUACCUGAUUGCGCACCUGCUCACCCGGUACAAUACGGACGCGUACGUGCGCUACCUGCUGGACAACACGCGCAUCCACAUCAUGCCCAGCAUGAACCCGGACGGCUACGAGAUCUCCAAGGAAGGCGCCUGCACGGGCACCCUCGGACGGUACAACGCCCGUGGAGUGGACUUGAACCGCAACUUUCCGGACCACUUCAAGACUCAGACGGAGAGCGAGCAGCCGGAAACCACGGCAGUGCGUCGCUGGAUCCACCAGAUACCUUUCGUACUCUCGGGGAACAUCCAUGGCGGAGCCGUGGUCGCCUCCUACCCCUUCGACAACUCGCCAAACGCCGUGUUCCACCAGUACAACAAGCCGUCGCUGACGCCCGACGACGACGUGUUCAAGCAGAUCGCGAGCGUGUACUCGUUCAACCACGCCAACAUGUACCUGGGGGCGCCCUGUUCGUCGGACCGACAAUCCUUCCCCAACGGCACCACCAACGGAGCAGCCUGGUACCCGCUCGCAGGCGGCAUGCAGGACUACAACUACGUCUGGGAAGGCUGCAUGGAGGUGACGUUUGAGAUCUCCUGCUGCAAGUACCCGCUGAGACGAGAGCUUCCCCGCUUCUGGGAGGACAACAAGCAGUCCUUGCUUGCUUUCCUGGGCGAAGCCCACAAAGGCGUCCGUGGCAUUGUGUCGGACGAGGAGAACAAUCCCGUGGUCAAGGCGUUCCUAAAGAUCUCCAACCGUAGCAUCGGCUUCAAGACAACGUCCAGAGGAGAGUAUUGGAGGAUCCUCAGGCCGGGUCGCUACACCCUCGAGGUGUCGGCUCCUGGCUUCCACACCUCGAAACAGGACUUCAUCGUCUUGGACCAGCAAAUCUCUAUCCUGAACGUGACGCUCAAGUCGCUACAGCCCCCCACGGACACCUCCGUGGAGUUGACGCGGCCGCAACAGCCGGUGUCUCUGCCAAGCGCUCCUCCCACCACGGUUCCGACCGACCCGACUAAGCCGGAGUCUCUUAGACUCGACUACCCCGCCGUACCCCCACCGCGCCAGUUGUUCAAUGGCUUUAAGGCGCAACCUUUCCCCAAUGGCUUUAAGGCGCAACCUUUCCCCACUGACAACGGAUUCGAGCUGUCUCCUUUCCAACAUCACUAACAUCGGCGUAUCGUACGCUAGCGCACUCAUUUACCCAUGAUGCGCGCACACACACGCACACAUAUUAGAUAGUUAAUCUCAUUCUUCAUCCUGUGAUUUAGGGCGAGUUAGCGGCGUUUUUAAUAGAUAAAAAGUACCGACGAAAGGCGUUUUCGGAUUUGGUGGGACUAUCGUCCGCUAGAAAACUUGGCUUUUCUUCUUCUUUUUAAUGAGUUUUAAGAAAAUACCAAAUUGUUAGCUUAAAAAUGAUGCGCAAUUGUUUUUUUUCUUCUUUAUUUGUGUCUGCGAAUGCAUGUUCCACAGAGGGAGUCUAAGGCUAAAGGCACGAGUGCAUGACAAGGCCUUAACCCCCUCUUAGUAUGCAGUUGGGUUUUUAAUGCCAUCAUCCAAAUGAAGGGAGUAUUUUACAAAGAUGCGGCCCACUGUUUAAAUUGCGUUUUGAUUUGAACAGUUUUGCUACAAAUGCUUGUCUCCUGUAUAAAAAAAAAGUCCCAUAUGCCUUUGUGAACAUUGUAGAGCGUGCGUGAGUCAAAUUCAAAUGUGACGAGACAUAGCGUGAAUUUCUGGUAGAUUAGAGGCCUUACGUAUAGCUUCGUGAUUGAAAAGCCCGUUCUGUGGCUCAACAAGGCUACUAGGUAUUCUGGAUGUUUUUAGAUGGCUUUUGUGAUCCCGCUCGCUUAGACAACUUGAGACAUCGUUUCCGAAGCUUCGAGUUAAGACAGUAUUUGCACGGUAAUAUGUAGAUCACCUAAGAACAACGUGCGGACGAAAACGUACAAACAGCUUUUACUUCCGUGCAUUCUAUAAGUAACAAAGUCCGAAAAAUACGUGAAAAAAAAAUCAACUUUUUUUUUUAUUGAUUCAUCAGUCAUGUUGACAUUGCACACACACAAACCAUAUUCGACUUCAUUAUUCACAUUUGUUUACAUACUUACGCUUUGGUACUUUUGCUUCGCUCUUUACGUGGUGGUGGUGGCGGCGUGUUAUACUUGGUCAAUUAAAGUGGAUCUUUAUUAUUUGUUUUUGCGAAGCGUUGGAUGAUAUGGGUGCUCACAUGAGUCGCUUCGUCGGAGCACGUACUCACACAGGUCAGAACGCCACAUGGACAGCCUGAGUCGCGGCGGCACCGUGAGGCUCGGAUCAUAGACCCGGUUUAUCCUCAACAUGGCGGGAGAAUCAAGGAAUGAUUGGCAGGACUUGUAUCAUAAAUAAAUCGCACAAAAAUAAACUAAUGUUAAAUAUUAUGCACCCAAUCCGCCUUGUCGUUUAAAGCUAGGGAACGAGCAAGUUCAGCCGAUCGUCCUCCCAUUGCUCCUGUUUUGACCGCAGCGCCUUGUAUGGCGUCUUGACCACUGUCCGGAAGAAACGGCUCAUGUCACCGACUACUGUACAUAGUGAUCUGAUUACGUGUCUUCCUUUUGAUGUGCUGUCUGCUAACACCUUUCAUUCGCAUCCUUGUGGACAUUAAACUACGCAUGAUUCGUCCACUGUC